Paramecium octaurelia is the source of this 243-nucleotide messenger RNA. The record is from the annotation of a GenBank genome assembly. Lineage: Eukaryota; Ciliophora; Oligohymenophorea; Peniculida; Parameciidae.
AUGGAACUAUUUAAGAGAACUUAAAUGAAAUAUAGAUUGCCCUUGUCUGGGAGAAUUUUUAGAAGGAUGAAUUGCCGAAGAAUAAUUGUGCAGGGUCAUCUGAUGAUUUUUCAAUGGACCUUUGGAGAUGCACUGAAUAAUAUAGUCCAAUCGAGAUUGAGUAAGAUUAAGUAAAAUGUUGUAACAUAUUUUAGGACUUAACCUGAAUAUGCUAUAUUCUUUGAUAUGUCAAAUGAAAAUUGA